Molecule: messenger RNA, 3315 nt
Organism: [Torrubiella] hemipterigena
Lineage: Eukaryota; Fungi; Ascomycota; Sordariomycetes; Hypocreales; Clavicipitaceae
Source: the annotation of a GenBank genome assembly
UGGAAAAGUCAGGAUCAGUCGCUGCUCUACUUCCGUCAUCAUCGAUUAAACAGCUCCUCAACUCCGCUUUGCUGUGCCGAUAGUCGAUGCUAUCGCGCUUUGCCCUUCGAUCAAAUUAUAACAACAUGCAUUGCGCAUAAAUACACUCUAUACAAUACCUGUGAAACCAUCGCUGGCACCCGUGGCUGCUGUCUCAACACGACUCCCAGCAACAAUCAACCACGAUAGCAAUAACAAUGGAGAACACAGCGGCUCCUUCGAGCGAACCAUCCGCCGAAAGAACGCCAUUAUUGCCCGUUUCAAAUACAGAUAGCCGUCCAAAGGCUCCCCGGACGGUAACGUUCAGUUCGAACCCAGUUACGCGAACUUUCGAGCCGGAGACGCGGACGAGCUCUAAGAAUGCCGCGCCUAUAGCGAGUGUACCGGCCGGUCCGCCAAUGCUUGCGGCGCUGAAUAGUCGCCUCAGAAGACGGAAUAGCCAGGGAAACGUACCGCUGCUCGCGACCGCUCCCUUUGGCGCGAAGCUAGGGCCUCAAAGAAGCACCAAGAAGACUGAGAAACUUAAGCUUCUACCCAAUCCUGAAGUUGACGAAGACGAUGACGAAGAAAGCGGAAGAGAUGUCUACUCACAGUAUACAAGAAUCAAAGAUCCGACAGCCAGAAGAGAUGCUGCACGUCUUGGCAAAGCAGAUCGCCAGCUGCUACCACGCGUCACCGCAUAUUGUACGGCCAACCGAUAUGAUAUGGAUGGACUGAUGCGGUUUCUAAAAGGCCGUGGCAAAUCUCGCGGCGCGAACCCCAAACUAAUCGACGAAUGUAUUUACACACCCUAUGCGUACACGAAAGACGUCGUUCGCCCUGCUCCCGAAGUCCAUCAGAACCCUGUUGAGAGAUAUCAACGCAGACACUCAACAGGAGGCGAUAGCAUUGAAAACGAGAUGCGCCGAGAAGUUCAAAACGAUAGACAUGACUCGGGAUUCGAAGAUGCGUUCGUCGAAAAUGAUCACGAUGUCGGACUGCAGCACAUUAGCAACGAAGACCUGCUUGGCGAAAGCCUAGAUGGUGAUGUUACUCUUACGAAUUCAGCUCGCGACUUCGAUACACAAGUACACACUCCUGAAGUAUUUCUCUUUGAUUAUGGUGUUGUUGUAAUUUGGGGCAUGUCUGAAGUCGAAGAAGCUCGCUUCCUCAAGUAUAUUUCGAAGUUUGAGCUCGAAAAGCUGGCGCCGGCCGAUGUUGAAACGGAACGAUUCAAUUUCUACUAUACGAGGGAAUAUCAGGCCCGUAUUUACAACGACUUUAUUACACUCCGAGACAAGAACAACUAUAUGGUUAAGCUAGCCAUUUCCCAUGCGUUGGCACAGAGCGUCAAGACAUCAUUAUUUGAAGAACUUAUAUCCUCUACGGUUGAGACUUGCAAAGAUAUCCCGACACAAAUCGCACUGACUGGUAAAAUCGCAUUAAGCCGAUCACAAAUCAACAUGCAGAUUGGCGAACUGUUCAUCCUCCGCAUCAAUAUCCACCUCAACGGCUCUGUGCUGGAUACACCUGAGUUGUUUUGGGUAGAACCCCAAUUAGAACCUGUCUACCAGGCCGUACGAAGUUACCUUGAAAUGGACCAGCGUGUCGGCCUGCUGACGGAUCGACUCGAUGUCAUUGCCGAUUUGUUGGCAGUGCUUAAAGACCAACUGAGUCACGGCCACGGCGAGAAACUCGAAUGGAUUGUUAUUGUUCUUAUUGCUAUGGAAAUUGUGGUUGCAGGCAUCAAUAUUCUUGUAGAUUUGUACGCUGGAGAUAUAUAAGCGCUGUAUUAAGGGACCAGACCAGAUGGACCGCCGGUACACCCUAGUAGUGACUGAUGAUGGCUACUUUGAAUUUUUUAAUAUCAUUGUCCAGAUCGUGACAGCUGUCUCGAUGAGCUUUACUUGGCCAUGGCCUUUGAGUAUCAACGCAUAUGUGAUAAAAACAAUUUUGAAUUGGUGAUGAAAGCUCAGCAAGAAGCCAAGCCACCAUUACAUAUAUCCCUUAAAAAAUCAAGUCAUCUCAACGCCAAACCCAACGGCAUAUCCUAUCUGUACUUCAAACUGGCCAAUAUUCAUAUUACUCGUCACCGUCCUUGUCCAUCUGAGUGUCCUGGUCUUCGGUAUCGUAGUUUGCCAUCUCCACAUCCUCAUCCUGGGUGCUCGGCUUCUCUGCUUCCGUCUUAGCAGACUCCUUCUUUUCGGCGUCCGCGACCGCCUUGGCCUCGUCCUCUUUCUUGGCCUCUUCCGCUUUGGCGGCCUGCUCGUCUGCCAUUAUCUGGAAGCGCUUCUUGUCCUCUUCCGAGAGACCUUCCCAUCCCUUUGUCAGCUCCUCUUCAAUAUCUACAUCACCGUCCUUAUUUUUGGCUUCGAGAACAGGACGCUGUUCAUCGCCGUAUAGCUCUUGGGCUGUUUUGGGAGCCGGCUUGUCCUUGCUGUCGCCGUUUACUGCUACUGACUUAUCCGUAGUUGGAGCGUUGGAGCCUUCAGCGUCACCAUCGGCCUUGGUAUCUGCGUCAGCGCCGCCUGAAGCCUUUCUAUAUCCUCCUCGUUUCGUUCGCAAUGGCUUGUCCUGGAUUUGUGGCUGCAGCUUGUUAGCGAUGAUUCCAUCAUGCGGCUUUACCGAAGCUUACGGUUGGUGGCGGACUAGGGCUGCCCUCGGAGUCCUCAACGUUGGUACUGGUUCGUUUCGCUAGCUGUUCAAGGAGGAACGCUCUCUCUAUUCUUAAUUUUUCGACUUGGCGCUUAAUUCGAGCCAGGCGCAGUCUGGCGGCGUCGUUGGAUUCCUCCACUUCAAGUGUGCGAUGCUUCAAUUGCACACAUUUUCUUCGGUAAGCCUCCUCCACUGAGGGAGGUAGCGACGGGGGUGCAGCUGUAUCGGACAGAAGGUCAGCAUCGCCGAAGCGUCGUUUCGGAGGCAUUGUGCAUCGGUAAUGGGCGGCACAGUUUACGCGUGUUCAGGGUGUACUCAAUCGCUUAGAGCUUGUGAUGCUGACGAGAUAUUCCACUGGCUUUGCGAGAUUGAAGGCGCGAAUGGCGGAGCUGGCAGGAAGGAGCGGAAGGGAGAGGGCUGCAACUUACUGUAGGGCAUCAUUGUCAAGAGGCUGAACGGGAGAAUGUCUCAAAGCAGACCGCAGUACGCUGCUGAGGAAACGAAGGGGAUCGAUUCUUAAAUAGAAAAGACAAUUCAGCGAACAGAGGCCGCUGACAGUGCGUGAUGAGAUAUGGGUGGUAAGAUUGUGAUGGCGAUGGCGGGCGACGAAGAUGGCUUUUUGGGGUUGACGCUGGGAGAGGG